CUCCAUUCGCGGAUCCCUCGCACUUUAGACGACAAAAAACUUGGCAACACUAUUGAGCAUCAGCGUUCAACAACAAGAAAGAUCUUUUAGUUUGGCGCCGAAACCCAACUCGAUUAAUCCUCAUCCGAAGUAACACGUGAGACUCUCUCGUGACUGUUGGAGCAUCAUCUUGCGCCUAGGAUUUGUCCGCCAGCGGUUGGCCUUAGCCGCGACCAAUGGCUCAAAGAUCUGUCAAGCCAGCGGCUUUGGGACGAUCAAUAUAGCCCCACCCACAAUCACGUGGCCAACGAGCCAUUGUCUGAGUCCAUCGGGUUGGAUUUUGUCGUCAUUGGCCCGAAAUUGCCGGAUUCACACCAUGAGUGCCAAGCAAAAAAGUAUCACAUCCUUCUUUACCAAGAGCCCUGGGGGAUCAGCCAAAAUGGCGGUGCCACCCGCCCGAAUUUCGCCCGUGAAUUCGGCCAAACGAUCCGCUCGAGCAAUGGCUUCUGCCUCUUCCGAUAGCGACGGCGAUAAGUCCAUUGAUUCGCCCAUCAAGGCCACCAAACGUGCCCGGAAGAAAAAGGCCGUGAUUGAGUCUUCGUCUGAGGACGAACCCGUGCCAACGACGGAAAAUCCGGCGGAAGUGAAAGAAAACGAUACCCCCAACAAAUCAAUUGAUAAGGGUGUGGGCCAAGCUCAGGUGGCCACCAAAAUCAAGCUCAAGACCAUCCCUCGCGGGGCCAAGACUGAUCCAGCUUCCAAUAAACGGAAGGUGAAGAAACCAUUAGAUGAGGACGAUGACGUGAGUCUAAGCUUUCCCGGGGAUGAGACCACUGCAAUUCAGAGUCCCACAAAACUAAAGAAGGAAGCAGUUAAAACCGAGAUCACGCCAGUGGUGCCGAAAGAAGAGCCAGCCAAAGAAGAGCCGGCCAAGGAAACAAAAGCCAAACCCCCUGUCGCCAAGAACCCCUUUGCUAAUUUUUUCACGUCGUCCAAGAAGAGCGACAAAACAGAUUCGGACGCGGAUAAUGCCAAAGGAGCGCUUGACUUCCACGAGGCCGUUCAAAAGACGAAAUAUCAUCCCAUCAGCGAUGCCAUGUGGCAGAGAGAUCAAGCCACGCCUUACAUGGCCUUCGCCAAGACCUUGCAGGCCAUUGAAUCCACGAAAGGACGCUUGAAAACCAUCGAGAUUCUCUCCAAUUUCUUUCGAUCCGUGCUAAUUCUGUCACCCAAGGACCUGUUACCGUGUGUGAAUCUUUGCUUGAAUCGCUUGGCCCCAGCCUAUGAGGGGAUCGAGUUAGGCAUUGGAGAAAGUCUCCUCAUCAAAGCUAUCGUCCAGUCCACGGGUCGAAGUGCCGCGCAAAUCAAGGCUGACGCGGCCAAAUUAGGCGAUCUUGGUUUGGUGGCGGAAGCGAGUCGUGGAUCACAGCGUACUAUGUUCAUGCCUGCAGCCCUGACUGUGUCCAAGGUGUUUGAAAACUUGAGAGACAUUGCCAAGAUGUCCGGCCAUUCGGUCAUGAGCCAGAAAGUGAGCAAAAUUCAAUCCAUGCUCGUAUCUUGUCGAGACACUGAGGCGCGAUAUUUGAUUCGAUCUUUGGCGGGUAAAAUGCGCAUUGGCUUGGCUGAGCAAUCGGUUCUACAAGCCUUAGCUCAAGCUUGUGUCAUGACUCCGCCUUGUCAGGAAUUUCCACCCGCCAUCGUAAGCGCUUUUACCGACACAAGUUCAGAGGCCUUCAAAUCAGCAUUGGAAAAUAAUGCACUUAUUCUCAAAACGGCAUAUUGUGAGUGUCCAAAUUACGACAUGGUAAUUCCUGUUUUAAUCGAAGAGGGUAUCUCGAAAUUACCCGAAAAAUGUAAACUGACUCCGGGAAUUCCUCUUAAACCGAUGCUCGCCCAUCCUACCAAAGGUGUCCAAGAGGUUUUGUCUCGCUUCGAAAACGCCAAGUUUACUUGCGAAUGGAAAUACGACGGAGAGAGGGCACAAAUUCACUUGCAUUCGGACGGGAGAAUCAAUGUGUACUCCCGAAAUCAGGAGGAUAACACGUCGAAGUAUCCCGAUGUAAUUACUCGAUUUCACAAUUGCAAAGGUGACAAAGUGGUCUCCUGCGUUUUGGAUUCUGAGGCCGUGGCGUGGGAUCGAGAGAACAAGCAAAUAUUGCCGUUUCAAGUGUUAUCCACAAGAAAGCGAAAGGAUGCCAAUGAAAAGGACAUCAAGGUCCAAGUGGCCAUAUUCGCAUUUGACUUGUUGUAUUUGAAUGGCGAAGCGUUGGUUCGAAAACCCUUCCAAGAGCGCCGCGAUCUACUCAAGAAGCAUUUCCAAGAGGUGGAAGGCGAGUUUUUGUUUGCCAAGUACGCAGAUCCACAAACCAUGGAGGAAGUUCAAGAGGUUUUAGAAGAGUCUGUGAAAGACAAAUGUGAAGGACUUAUGGUGAAGACCCUAGACGUUGAUGCCACGUAUGAGAUUGCCAAACGUUCGCACAACUGGCUCAAACUGAAAAAAGAUUACUUGGACGGCGUAGGGGACACCUUGGAUUUGCUCGUCAUGGGUGGUUAUUUAGGAAAAGGUAAACGCACGGGACAUUACGGUGGAUUCCUUCUCGGCUGUUACGAUCCGGAUAAUGAGGAGUAUCAGACCAUUUGCAAAAUCGGCACGGGCUUUUCCGACGAGGAUUUGGCGCAACAUCAUGCCUUCUUUAAGGACCAUCUCAUAGCUAAAGCCAAGCCGUAUUACUCCUACGAUCCGUCCUUGGUGCCGGACCAUUGGUUUGAACCAGUUCAAGUGUGGGAGGUCAAAGCUGCCGAUUUAUCCGUCUCACCUAUCCAUAAAGCGGCUGCCGGCACAGUUGAUGCAGACAGAGGAAUCUCAUUGAGGUUUCCACGGUACAUUCAAAUUCGCACGGACAAACAGCCCGAAGACAGCACAAGUGCCCAACAGGUGGCUGAUCUGUACAACAGUCAGGAGCAAGUAAAGAACUCCAAGCAAUCUAGCAAGAAGAGCAACGACGAUGACUAUGACUUUUAGUUCUAUCUAUUCACGACUCGGACGGAAGCGAUUGUAAUCACGAAAUUUUCUAAUCCCACGAAACACAAUAUGAGUUCGCCAAUAUGUUUUCAA
Messenger RNA from Tigriopus californicus, 3094 nucleotides. RefSeq names its product DNA ligase 1-like (gene DNAlig1). The record is from RefSeq and is a predicted model, not a curated record. Gene Ontology annotation, biological process: DNA biosynthetic process; Okazaki fragment processing involved in mitotic DNA replication; DNA recombination. NCBI's taxonomy places the organism in Eukaryota, Metazoa, Arthropoda, Copepoda, Harpacticoida, Harpacticidae. The coding region runs from base 356 to 3001 and encodes 881 amino acids. Gene Ontology annotation, molecular function: DNA binding; ATP binding; DNA ligase (ATP) activity. The transcript has 5 exons. Gene Ontology annotation, cellular component: nucleus; mitochondrion.